UCUUGCGAGGAAACAAAACUGUCUGGAUAUUCUUUAGUUGAUGACAAUUUAACGAUUUCGUUGAAUUUUGACUGGGACCUAGAUGAUAAACUGAAUACAGGUUUCAAAGGGGAGAUAUUGUAAAAUGACAUCCUGAAUGUCUUCGAUUUUUGAGGAGAUCCCUGGAAUUUGGAUUCAACAUGGCAGCCACCGGAGUGUUGCCGUUCGUUCGUGGGGUAGAUUUAAGUCGAAAUAACUUCAAGUCAGACCUGUUCCCUAAGGAUGUCGCAGACAUGUCAAGUCUACGAUGGUUGCGUGUCAACAAGACCAGAUUGGAGAUGCUUCCAGAUGAACUGUCAUCCCUUUCAAAAUUGGAACAUCUCCACAUGGCCAGAAACAACUUGAUCCAGAUCCACGGUGACCUGCCCACCCUGCAGUGUCUACGCACCAUCAAUGUCAGACACAACAAGAUCCGCAACUCAGGGAUACCCAAUGACAUCUUCCGCCUCGAUGACAUCACAGUUGUCGAUUUUAGUUACAAUCAGCUGUCGGCCAUACCGGAGGAGCUCGAGAUGGCAAAGUCAUUGCUGGUGCUUAAUCUCAAUCACAACAAUAUUUCCAGCAUUCCCCAGCAGCUGUUUAUCAACCUGACAGAUCUCAUCUAUCUCAACAUUAGUGACAACAAAUUAGAUUCCAUCCCUCCUCAGUUGAGGCGACUAAGCAACCUGCAGACCCUGAUACUGGACAACAAUCCUCUUCUUCAUGCACAACUUCGGCAAAUCACUGCCCUGACCCAGCUUCAGACCCUGCAGCUGCGCAACACCCAGCGCAAUCCCAACAACAUCCCGCCUCAGCUGGAUGCCCUGGUCAACCUGUCCGAUGUGGACCUGUCGUACAAUGAGCUGACCAAGGUGCCGGAGGGACUGUACAAGCUGGGCUCGCUCAAGAGGCUGAACCUCAGCAGCAACUGCAUCACGGAGCUGUCCAGUGCCAUGGACACAUGGGUCAACCUGCAGACACUGAACCUGUCGCGGAACAAGCUGACCUCCCUUCCAGCCGCUCUCUGCAAACUCAUCAGCCUGAAGCGGCUGUACAUCAGCUGCAACAAGGUAGACUUUGACGGCAUACCCAUAGGCAUCGGCAAGCUGAUGAGUCUGGAGCAGUUUGUGGCUGCAGACAACAAUCUGGAAUCUAUACCAGAAGGACUGUGCAGAUGUCCCAAGCUCAAGAAGUUGAUUCUCACCAAGAACAGAAUUCUUACUCUCCCUGAGGCCAUCCACUUAAUCACAGACCUGGAGGUUCUUGACGUGAGAGACAAUCCAGAUUGCGUCAUGCCACCCAAGCCCGUCCCCCAGCAAAAGGGUAGUGGGGCUGAGUACUACAACAUUGAUUUCUCUCUCAGUCACCAACUACGACUCGUCGGGGCAUUGCCUCCCACUCCCGGGGGAGGCUCAUCAGCUUCCAAGGAUCCCUUGGCUCGUAAGCUGCGUCUGAGACGGAGGAGACAAGAGAGCAUGACGCGAGCGCAAGGCAAGGACGAUGCCGGAGAACAAGCUAAAGUCUUGAAGGGAAUGAGUGAUUUAGCCAAAGACAAGAACGAAGGGAAGACUCCCGGUUUAGAAGAGCAAGAAGAGGUCAAACCCAAGAGCUGGUUGGAUGCUCUGGAGAAGCCUCAGCUGGACUACUCUGACUUCUUCCCUGAGGAGACUGGACAAGACGAGGGGCUGACUAUCUGGCAGAUUGAGAACUUUGUUCCCCUCCUGAUUGACGAAGCCCUUCACGGGAAGUUCUACGAAGCUGAUUGCUACAUCCUCUUACAUAGUUUUCUUGACGAGAAUGACUUGAUGAAGUGGCAGAUAUAUUACUGGAUUGGCAACACAGCAUCGUUGGACAAGAAAGCCUGCGCCGCCAUCCACGCUGUCAACCUCCGCAACAUGCUGGGCACCCGCACGCGGACCAUCCGCGAGGAGAUGGAGGACGAGAGCCCAGAGUUCCUCACUCUCUUUGACAACGACAUCUCGUACAUAGAGGGCGGCACAGCCAGUGGGUUCUUCAGUGUGGAGGAGACGGAUUAUACCUUACGGAUGUACAGGGUGUCGGGCACGCAGAGUCUGCAUCUGGAGGCUGUUGCCAUGGAGCCCGAGCAGUUGGAUCCUUUUUUUGUCUUUAUCGUGGACAUUGGCAUGAAGAUGAUGAUCUGGUACGGUCAGCACUGCAAGUCCCUCACAAAGUCGAAGACAAGGCUGUUGGCAGAGAAGAUCAACAAAAUGGAGCGCAAGAACAACGCCAGCAUCACCAUGAUGGUGCAAGGCAAUGAGAGUGGGGAAUUCUGGGAAGCUCUGGGCGGUGUAACCGACGACUUUGUCAUCAGGCCGUGGGUCGGGAACUUUGUGCCUGACAAGCCCAAGUUGUACAAGGUUGGACUCGGCAUGGGCUAUCUGGAACUUCCCCAGGUUGAAUUGCCAAAGGGCAAGCUGUCACAGUCGCUGUUGGAAACCAAAAACGUCUACAUCCUAGACUGCAAUGCCGAUGUCUUCAUCUGGAUUGGCCGAAAGUCAACGAGGCUGGUCCGAGCGGCUGCCCUCAAGUUGUCUCAGGAGCUGUGCAGCAUCAUCCAUCGUCCCAGCUGUGCUAGCGUCAUCAGGGUCCUAGAAGGGUAUGAACCCUAUUUGUUCAAGCAGCAUUUUCCCACUUGGGAUGAGAUCCUAGCUGUGGACUAUACAUGCACCGCCGAGGUGGUGCUCAAAUCAAUGAUUGAGCAGAUGCGAACUGAGAGUCAGGUCUUCAAGUCUAAGUUCCAAGGCUGGGAUGACGUGCUGGCUGUUGACUACACCCGCCGUGCUGAAGCUGUCCUGAAGAAACCUGCUAUACAGACGGAUGCAUUGGAUGGACAGAAUGAAAUGAAGACCGACCUGUCAGCUCUUUUCUUGCCUAGGCAACCUUCCAUGCCCAGCCAUGAAGCAGACCAAUUGAUGGAAGAUUGGAACGAGGAUCUUGAUGGUAUGGAGUCAUUUGUCUUGGAAGGCAAGAAAUUUGUCCGGCUUCCAGAUAAAGAAAUUGGUCACUUCUACAGCGGCGACAGCUACGUCUUCCUCUGCCGCUACUGGGUCCCAAAGGACGUCCCAGAGGGGGACGAGGAGGAGAAGAAGGCCAGCGAAGAUGCUGAUGGACACGAGGAUGACGAAGAAGACGACGACGACGAGGAGCCAGAGGAGGACUUCCAGUGCACCGUCUACUUUUGGCAGGGCCGGGAGGCCAGCAACAUGGGCUGGCUGACCUUCACCUUCAGCCUGCAGAAGAAGUUUGAGUCCCUGUUUGGUGACAAGCUGGAGGUAGUGCGGCUCUGCCAGCAACAAGAAAAUCUGAAGUUCCUGUCCCACUUCAAGAAGAAGUUUGUGAUCCACCGCGGCCGGCGCAGGCCCACAUCGGCUGCCGACUCGGAGCAAGAACUGAGCCUCAACCCCUCCUUCUACCACAUCAGGUCCAACGGAGGCCCUCUCAGCACCCGUUGCGUCCAGGUGCACCCGACAGUGCAGUGGCUCAACUCAGAGUUUUGUUACAUUUUGAAGGUUCCAUUCCGGAACCAAGAUAGUAAGGGUAUCGUCUACACCUGGAUUGGCAACAAAGCUGACCCCGAGAUGGCUAGAAUAGCAGAGGAGUUGGCGUAUGACAUGUUUGAUGAUACCCACAGCUUCCAGCUUCUCUCGGAGGGGGAGGAGCCCGAGAACUUCUGGUGGGUGGCGCUGGGCGGCCAACGCAAGUACGACGAGGAUGCCUACUACAUGCAUCACUCCAGACUCUUCAGGUGCUCCAACGAGAAGGGCUUCUUCACUGUGUCUGAGAAAUGUUCCGACUUCUGCCAGGAUGAUCUUGCCGAUGAUGAUGCAAUGAUCCUGGACACUGGUAAUGAGGUGUAUCUAUGGUGCGGUCCCAGCAGCAGUGAAGUGGAGAGGAAACUAGCCUUUAAGAGUACACAGGUGUAUGUCCAACACAUGCGUAACAAGGAAGAGGAACCCAACCGCAAACUGGCCAUAGUCCGCAAAGGCAGAGAGACCUGGAAAUUCAUCCGUUGCUUCCACGGAUGGGGGAACUACAAGACAGCUCCAAAGUGAAUUCAUUGAGGAAUUGGCUGUUAACAGACCCUGUAAAGUAGUUAGUCAUCCUGGCUCAAACUUUGAAGCAUAAAUUAUGAAUUAUUCAGUUGUGGUUGAAACAUUUUGCUACCCGGUCGUUGGUUUUUUUUUCCUCGGAUUGCUGUGAAUGUCAUUUUAAAAUUUGCCUGGUAGAUUUGAAUGUCAGCAAGCCAAGCCUGGUAAAUCUUUAAGGCUCAGUGGUUAAGGCAUUUGCAUCACCGUGCAGAGGUUUGGGGUUCGAAUCCCACUCAAUCCCACUCUGUGAAGUCACCAAGUGUGCACCUUAUGCAGGCUUGAAACUCAUUUUGCAUGUACCUGUAGCUCUUUGUAUGUAACACUUAGAACUUGUCAUCGCAUGAUUUCCAGAAUUCAGAUUGCUUUCAGUGCUGGACCGCUAUCUUUCCUAUCUAAAUACUGUGAUCAAACAUUUCUGGGUUCUUAUGCCGUUGACAAAUACAUGUUGGUGCUAACAAGGGUCUUCUAAUUUUAUUGCUUAUUUUUUUGUCUUCCAAUGGAAUGUCCAAAGACUUCUAAUCUGAAAUCUAACUAAUGCAAAGCAGUUAGGCUGGACACCUUCCAAGACUUCUUUCCAAAGUCUCACAGUACUCAGCGUUUGUCUUCUGAAUUGAGAGACAAGAUUGGUCAUUUCCAUGUUGUGGAAGUAAUUAAAUUUAACAUGGGCAAGACAAUCUCUACAAGUCAGCACACUGGUGUAUACAGUACUUGAAUUAUAGCUGGUGGGAUAUUUACAUUGUGCUCUACAUUUUGCCGUGAAAAUAGGUAACACGUGCUACUUCAAAGGCUUGGUACCAGGUGUUCAGAAUGAUGUCUCAAUCCAACUUCCUCUUCUUUCUCUUGCUCUCGGAACAAGAUGUUUUCGCCAAGUCAACGACUCUUAAUUUCUGAGGUGUGAUCAAGACUAUGAAAUAUCUUGUUACAUUUGCCAUGAGACGUUAAAGUAAAGAAUUGUGCAUUUUCGGCCUUUCUUGGAAUUUGAAUAGUUCAUUCCAAGGGAUAGUAUGCCAUAAUUGUACUAUCAGUGUGUGUGACCUUUGAAUAUUUCUAAAUUGAAAUUCACCAUAUUUUGUCACGUAGUGCUUUAGCUUCCUACCACUGCUUCAUAGGCCCAGAGAAAAAUCACAUUGUCAAAAAUGUGACUUAAUUUAUUGUUGUACAAUACAGGGCGCAAUUCUUCAGAAACAUUUUUGAGCUUUACAUGCAUUUGGAAAGAUGAAGCCUACAUUGCAGUAGGAAAAAGCAUGCAAGGCCCACGUUCACUUUCCAUCCUUGGCAAGUACAUGUACAUGUAGAAAUUUGUUUACUUGUGGGUAAACUACUAAAUUGUUUUGUUACUUA
This is a messenger RNA of Acanthaster planci (crown-of-thorns starfish), 5468 nucleotides long. Its product is annotated as protein flightless-1 homolog. Gene Ontology annotation, biological process: actin polymerization or depolymerization; actin filament severing; myofibril assembly. Gene Ontology annotation, molecular function: phosphatidylinositol-4,5-bisphosphate binding; actin filament binding. Gene Ontology annotation, cellular component: actin cytoskeleton; cytoplasm; nucleus. The record is from RefSeq and is a predicted model, not a curated record. NCBI's taxonomy places the organism in Eukaryota, Metazoa, Echinodermata, Asteroidea, Valvatida, Acanthasteridae.